AAAUUUAUUUCCAUCCUUAAAAAAAUCUUUUCAAGAACAUCUGGCAACAAAGAACUAAAUUUUACUCCAACUGUAGAACUUCUAUUUUUGCGGGGAAAAGGGUCAUAAACCCCCCAGAAGUUGUUUGGUGAUGAUUUCAGAAGUUUUACAAUAUGCUCGAUAAACUUUGUCGCGAUCCUUCUCAUCUUGAACGCCAGUUGAAAGUUAAAUUGGCAGAAGAAAAAGAUUUAAAAAUCUUUGACUGGCUUAAACUUAACAACAUUCAAGAUGCAGAGGAAUGGAAGGAAAAUGUGCGAUGGUUAAUAAAACUUAACCAAGAGUGUGGAUUUCAAUGUGAAACGUUUGCCUUGUCUGUGCACAUCCUAGAUAGUUUUCUAGGAUUUGUGAAGGUACGUGGAAAGUACCUGAAGUGUGCCACAUUGUCAGCGUAUUACAUUGCAGUCAAAGUUAUGGAGGAAGAAGAAUUCAUUCCAUCUUUAACUAGUUUCAUUAAUAUCACUGGAAACCAAUUUACAUGUAAUGAUAUCACUCGUAUGGAAAGGAUUAUACUUCAGAAAACAAAUUGGGACUUAAAUCAUGUUACACUUUUCACUUUCCUUGAAAUUUUUUUCAGUUAUACAUGUGCCCAACACUUCAAAACAUUGUUUGGAAGUGACUCCUUGGCUUACAGUAUUUACAGGAAUUUGGCAAACCAGGCUCAACACUGCAUCAGCACUGUUAGCUUAUUACAAUAUAAAGGUUCCCUAAAAGCAUUAGCCCUGCUUAGUUGUACGUUGGAAAAAAUUACAUCUCGUUGGUUUCUGUAUAUUGAACAAGUGUCUCGUUUAGCAAAAAUUGAUGUACAAGAACUAUUAGAAUGCAGAGAUGUGAUUAAAACUGUUGUGUUUGGUAUACAUAAAAAACCAAGGGCUCCAAAAUUAAAAAAAUUUGCAAAACGUCAUUCAGUGUUGGCCCAAAGGAGAUCACCUCUUUCUCCUAUUGUGGAAAAUCCUUUUGAGAAUGAUGUUAUGAGGCAUUGUCAAUCUCUUCUACUUGGCAACAGAAAAACAACAUUAAGUAGUAUUGGAAGUCCUAUUGAGAGCAAAAAACCAGCAGAAUCUGAUCUUUUUAAUGAAGAAUUAAAAAGGUUACGUCAAAUUUCUCUGGAUGAAAUGCAAAUGCCUUCACCAGUGAAGCGAAGAAGAUUAACCAGUUGUGGUGUUGAAUGUAAAUUCAAGCAAGAUGUUUGUACACUGUUAACAAGUCCCAUCAAAGCUAUGCCAGUUUAAAUAAAAAUGUUUGUGUCACAAAUAAUCUAAAUCUAUUUUGUUCAUUUUUUAUUUCAUUGGUUUUACUGUUUGAAUAAUUUGUUGAUUUUGUUUUAUUGUUUCUUUUACCUUCGUUGAGUGCAUAACCUCUUACAGCAAAAUUUUCGUUUGUACAAUUCUGUGUGUAAUUCACACGAGUUUGCUUAAGGCAUUUGUUUUACUGUUAAAGUUUUUAUUACAGUUUGUUGUUGUGUGACUUUCAGGACCUUGUUCUUGUAUGCUGGGUCAUGGUUAGACAGUUUUAAGGAGCUGAUUAUCACAUACUUUUUAUGUUUUUGAGAAUAUACUUUUUAUAUUACAUAUUAUAUAUUACUAACAAGUUUUUAUUAUUUCUUUUAUGUCAAUAAAGGAAACACAGUGUAUAUGGUCAUCGUGUGUUUUAUACACAGUUAAGAUUAAUUUAAAAAAUGUAGAUAGUUGAAUUUGAAAUUUUUGUUGAGGUUUAUAUUGUACAUUACCAAAGAAAACUUACAGCGAAGGUGCACCCUUGUAUACUUACUGCUACCUAUUGCAUCUUACUAGUUUAAUAUUUGCUCAGUUGUAUAUUAGUAUCUUUGCUUAUGUGUGAAAUAAAAAAAACAUGAAAGCUUUUUAAAUACAAACAAAAAAUGUAAAAUACUGAAAAAUAUCGAAAAAAGAAAUAAAAUGAAAAACCAAAA
Molecule: messenger RNA, 1966 nt
Organism: Hydractinia symbiolongicarpus
Lineage: Eukaryota; Metazoa; Cnidaria; Hydrozoa; Anthoathecata; Hydractiniidae
Product: cyclin-I-like
Exons: 5
Coding region: 153-1268 (371 amino acids)
Biological process (GO): regulation of cyclin-dependent protein serine/threonine kinase activity; mitotic cell cycle phase transition
Cellular component (GO): cytoplasm; cyclin-dependent protein kinase holoenzyme complex; nucleus
Molecular function (GO): cyclin-dependent protein serine/threonine kinase regulator activity
Source: RefSeq, a predicted model, not a curated record